This is a messenger RNA of Didymosphaeria variabile, 4758 nucleotides long. RefSeq names its product GDP/GTP exchange factor for ARF (gene GEA2). Gene Ontology annotation, biological process: regulation of ARF protein signal transduction. Lineage: Eukaryota; Fungi; Ascomycota; Dothideomycetes; Pleosporales; Didymosphaeriaceae. Gene Ontology annotation, molecular function: guanyl-nucleotide exchange factor activity. The transcript is spliced from 6 exons. The coding region runs from base 1 to 4758 and encodes 1585 amino acids. The record is from RefSeq and is a predicted model, not a curated record.
AUGUCCAACGAAGAAAUCGACAGCUUGUCGCCGGACACGCUCCAAGAUGCCAUUACCCUCACGGAACCACGGCGCAUUCCCGUUGCGGUCAACCCAGUAGCGCUCGUGGUCACAGAAUGUAUAACGGUCACGUCUGCCAUGCGCAAACAUACGCGCUGGGCUCAUUCCUCAGUUUCCGCUAUUCUAGGCGGCUCCUCCAACAAGACCCCGGCUAUACAGAAGAGAGAUCGGGCUGGGCAGGGCAUAGUUGGCGGGACUGGCGAACACGAGGAAGCUGUACCCAGCAGAUGGGGCCUGCGUGGGAAGAAGGGCAAGAGCUUGCAGGACAACCCUCUUAUGUCUGCCUUUGCGCGCUUGAGGAACGAGCUGAAGGGCUGCAAAGACAUCAAGACCUUUGAUACCCCCUCCAUGCUCCAUCCGUUCCUCCAGGUCAUUCGGUCCUCUUCGACGUCUGCGCCUAUCACUUCGCUCGCGCUGAUUGCUAUUACCAAAUUUCUGUCCUAUAACAUCAUCGGUCGUGAUUCCCCGCGCCUACCAGAAGCUAUGCAGCAGCUUUCCUCCGCUAUCACACAUUGUCGUUUCGAAGCCAGCGACUCCGCAGCCGAUGAGAUUGUCCUUCUACGAAUAUUAAAGCUUAUGGAGAGCAUGGUUUCUGGUCAGGCAGGCGAAGUACUGGGCGACGAGAGCAUUUGCGAGAUGAUGGAAACAGGCCUUAGCAUGUGUUGCCAAUCUAGGCUGUCUGAGUUGCUUCGACGGUCUGCAGAGAUUGCGAUGGUAUCUAUGUGUCACGUCAUAUUCAAGAGGUUGAAGACACUGGAGAUAGAAGCGCCGGAGGAGCUUCAGAGACUUGAUGAAGAGUUGGACAACGAUGAGAAGCCAGACGGCCUCAAAAUGGAUCCUACCACAAACGGAGAGAGCGCAGGAUUGCCUACCAAAGUCGAAGAGCCCCAACAACCUAGCACUUCAGAGAGGGGCGAAGGGGAUACCGACAGUAACGCGCCGAAUCUAGAUCGAAGCACGCUUGAUCUUCCAGGGACUAUCGAAUCAGAGCAAGCACCCGUUGAAAUCAAGCCGUACUCGUUGCCCUCAAUUCGAGAAUUGUUCAGAGUCUUAGUCGACUUGCUCGAUCCACACGAUCGGCUGCACACUGAUACUAUGCGCGUCAUGGCGCUGCGCAUUGUUGAUGUCGCGCUUGAGGUAGCCGGCCCAUCGAUUGCCAGCCACCCCAGCUUGGCCAACCUAGCGAAGGACACGCUCUGUCGGCAUCUUUUCCAAUUAGUCAGAGCAGAGAACAUGGCCAUUCUGAACGAAUCUCUGCGUGUAGCUGGCACACUACUUGCUACUUGCAGAAAUGUCCUCAAGCUGCAACAGGAGCUAUACCUAUCAUAUCUGGUCGCCUGCCUGUUUCCAAGAGUGGAGAUUCCUAUAGAGCCAGGGAUAGAGCCAUCUUUAUACGAAGGCGUACCGCAAGCGCCAAGCCUCAUCAAACCGGCUCCGCAACAAAAUCCAUCGAGCGGCCGGUCAACACCAGUGCCAGUAAAAGACCGGCAGAAGCUUGGCUUGGAGGGUGGGGCUAGGAAACCCGAUGCACGAGAAGCCAUGAUCGAGAAUCUGGGUGGCCUGGUCCGCAUACCUUCUUUCAUGGCAGAGUUGUUUGUCAACUAUGACUGUGAGACGGAUCGGAUGGACGUCUGCCUAGAUAUCAUUGGACUUCUGUCGCGAAAUGCUUUCCCUGAUUCAGCCACAUGGAGCACAGUCAACGUGCCACCACUGUGUUUGGAUGCCCUCCUGGGAUUCGUUCAGUCCAUUGCGGACCGGUUGGACGAUGAGCCAGUAACCGAAGGUUAUCCCAGCGCGGAGGCGCUGCGCGAACAGCGGUCACGUAAGAACAUCAUCAUUCGUGGCGCCACAAAGUUCAACGAAAGCCCGAAGGGGGGAGUCGCUUUCCUUGCAUCCCAAGGCAUUAUCGAGAAUCCCGAUGAUCCGAAGAGCAUUGUUCGGAUUUUACAGGGCACAAGUCGGGUUGACAAGAGGGUUCUCGGUGAAUUCAUCUCGAAACGAGGUAACGAGGCGAUUCUCCACGCAUUCAUUCAUGAAUUUGACUUUACGACUCUUCGAGUGGAUGAAGCUCUGCGACGGCUUUUGAACAGCUUCCGUCUACCUGGAGAAUCAGCACUCAUUGAGAGGAUCGUCACCGAGUUUUCAACACAAUAUUUCGAACAGGUUGGUUCCGGAGAUAUCGCGAACACGGACGCCAUCUACAUCUUGUGCUAUGCUAUCAUCAUGCUCAACACGGACCAGCAUAAUCCUAAUCUCAAAGGCAACAAGCGCAUGGCUCUGGAGGACUUUGCUAAGAACCUGCGUGGUGUUAACGAUGGCAAGGACUUUGACCCCGAAUAUAUCAAAUCGAUUUACGAGUCGAUCAAAAAUCGUGAAAUCAUCCUGCCCGAGGAACACGAAACUCGUCAUGCAUACGAUCAUGCAUGGAAGGAGCUAUUGAUCAAGACGCAAUCGACCUCAGAUCUAGUCAUCUGUGAUACGAAUAUUUUCGAUGCAGACAUGUUUGCUGCGACUUGGAAGCCCAUCGUAGCGACCCUGUCAUAUGUUUUCAUGUCAGCAACUGAUGACGCCGUCUUCUCUCGCGUCGUCACUGGCUUUGAUCAGUGCGCCCAGAUCGCAGCGAAAUAUCAAUUAACCGAUGCUUUAGAUCGCAUCAUCUCAUGCCUAGCGUACAUCAGCACCCUUGCUCCUGAUCUUCCGCCUAGCACGUCAUUGAAUACCGAAGUGCAAGUGGAGAAGAAGAGUGUUAUGGUCAGUGAGACAGCAGUCCGCUUCGGACGAGACGGAAGAGCGCAACUGGCAACUGUUGUAUUGUUCCAAGUCAUCAAAGGCAAUGAAGCCUCGAUACGAGAUGGUUGGAAUCAUCUCAUCCACAUCAUGGUCAACUUGUUUGUCAAUUCUUUGAUACCCCCUUACUUCUUGUCGUUCCAGAAAACGUUAGCAUUGCCACCGAUACCACUCCAAAGUCCCGCCCAGAUCAUCGACCGAGUCGAACGUCCUGCAGAUACGGGCAUCUUCUCUGCGUUGACAUCUUACGUGUCUAGCUUUGCUAAUGACGAGCCUCCCGAGCCGUCUGAUCAAGAAAUCGAAUAUACGCUCUGCACAGUGGACACCGUCAAAGAAUGUCAUUUCGAAGAUAUUCUGGCCAACAUCAGUCAGCUACCGCUAGACUCACUACGCUCGUUGCUGAUGUCCCUGCUCGAGCAAAUACCCGAAGACGGCUCACCAAGAGUCAUUGUGGUGAAGCCUGAGCUUCCCCAAACGAUAAGCCCGCGCACCAACGGAAACAAGAAGAACCUAACCAGGCCAAUCUAUGACGCCAGCUUGGUGUUCGUCUUGGAAUUAGCCACCGUUCUCGCCCUUAGGGACGACGAGACCGUGCAAGAGCUGGCGAAGGAUGUCGCGGAUGCGCUGUCGACCGUGAUCAAGGAUGCGGCGAAGCUGCACCCUGUGCUGAUCGCACGAUGUGUAUACUACCUCUUGAGCUUGUUGAAGGCUAGCAACGACCACGACUUUAUCAGGGCUCCCGUUCUGCUACAUACAUUCUCCAAGUUCGAUGAGGAGCUCCUGAAGCAAUGCGCAAGCCCGCUUUUGAAGGGCUUGGCAGACUGCUUGAAGGGUCCAAAUGGGCUGCGUGUUGAGCUGGCCAGCUCCCCAGAUUUCUGGGUUAUUCUGAACAAGCUGCAACGCGUGCCUGAGGCAGCUGGGGAUGUCUUCCAGCUGGUUGAGGAUCUCACCACUUCUUCGCUACCGGGCGUGACAGCGGAUAAUUACGAGGCUGCGAUCGCGCUCCUGAAUGAGUUUGCAACUACGGCUCAAGUUGGUGCUAGACAAGAACAACUGUACGACCAGGCGGUACGACGAGGCAAAGCUCCCAAGCCUAAGAAACCAGAGAGCGAUGAAAUCGUCGUCCGUGGAAGCAUGGCCAUGACUAUUGUCUUCCAGAUGACCAACAGAGUACCCAAUUUCAUUGAGCAGUCACAUCUCGAGACCACCGAAGCAUGGACAGCCUAUUGGUCACCCAUUCUCAAGACCCUCACACAUCAAUGCCUCAACCCAUGCCGGGAAAUCCGACAACAAGCGUUUGGAGCGCUGCAACGCACCCUUCUGUCUAAUGAACUCGCGUCUCAAGACCACCAGGAAUGGACCGCCAUCUUCAGCGAGGUUCUGUUCCCUCUCAUCACACAGCUCCUCAAACCGGAGGUGUACCAAUCAGACCCUCUAGGCAUGAGCGAAACACGCGUGCGCGCCGCGACACUGCUCUCAAAGGUCUUCCUCCAUUACCUGACUCUCCUCUCCGAGACGGACGACCUACUAGACCUCUGGCUGAAGAUCAUCACUAUCAUGGACCGCUUGAUCAAUAGCGGCCAGGGCGACAAUCUGGAGGAAGCCGUCUCAGAGAACCUCAAGAAUAUGCUGCUCGUCAUGUCGAGCGGCGGGUAUCUCGUACCGCCUGAGGAGAAGCCUGAAAAGGAAGAGCUGUGGAACGAGACGUGGAAGAGGAUUAAUCGCUUUUUGCCGAAUUUCUUUGCUGAGCUUUUCCCUGAGGAGGCGAAGAAGCCGAGGGGGGAGAGGAAGACCAAGGAGAUCCCUGUCAGGGAGAAGGAGGAGGAGAAGGUGGUUGCGGAGGAGGAGAAAGAGGAUGAGGAUGAGGAUGAGGCGGAGGGGGAUGUGGAUGAUGAGAAGGCUGAGGCGUGA